Molecule: messenger RNA, 594 nt
Organism: Sclerotinia borealis F-4128
Lineage: Eukaryota; Fungi; Ascomycota; Leotiomycetes; Helotiales; Sclerotiniaceae
Source: the annotation of a GenBank genome assembly
AUGUUUAUUCUCACAAAAAUUGCUGAUUUGGUUCAAAUCGCACCGCAAGAUUUAGGGAAGAAUGCUAGUCAAGCUAUUGAGGAUAAUAUCAAUCUUAAAUAUGCCAACAAAGUGAUCCAAAAAAUUGGUCUUUGUAUAAGCUUUUAUGAUCUUCUCUCAGCCUCGGAAGGUUUAAUUGGACAUGGUGAUGGUCUUGUGAAUGUCAAUGUCGAAUUUCGCAUUGUUGUCUUCCGACCUUUUAAAUUUGAAAUCAUGACAGGGAGAAUCAGUAGCUCUAUUGAGAGUGGAAUUAGAGUUCGUACUCAUUUCUUCGAUGAAAUCUUUGUCCCCGCAAAAAUGCUACCCGAUGGUUCACACUUUAACCACAACGAGCAAGUUUUUGUCUGGAGCACCGAAGAGGGUACAGAGCUUUUCUUCGAUAACCAGGAAACGGUGCGAUUCCGAAUUGACUCUGAGCAAUGGAAUGAUCAAGCGCCAUUGGGCCCCGAAAAACAAGAUGAUAAUGAGGAAUCAGUACGAGUGAUUGAAGCCCCUUAUAAGAUAGUAGCUUCGAUGGAAGAGGUUGGGUUAGGGCCCUGCCUAUGGUGGGACUAG